Molecule: messenger RNA, 303 nt
Organism: Monascus purpureus
Lineage: Eukaryota; Fungi; Ascomycota; Eurotiomycetes; Eurotiales; Aspergillaceae
Source: the annotation of a GenBank genome assembly
AUGCCUGAGGAUGGCAGCAUGAUUAGUGUCGAUGACCUAGCAGUCAGGUUGAAGAUCAAUGCGGAGCUUGCAGUCCGCCUCCUGCGAGCUUGCCCUAGCACGCACUUCUCUGAGGCUCCCGGUGUCAACCACUAUGCGCACAAUGCCCGUUCAUGUGUCUUCCUCUCCCCCGACAACGGACGCUGUUUGCACAUAUACAACUUUACCGGAGAAGGCGUCUUGGCCAUUCCUCUCGUUAUGGGGAGUCGACGAACUGGACAACCACUGGCGAUUACUACCGUGGGCCCUUCCAGCUGGCCGUAG